Chenopodium quinoa (quinoa) is the source of this 507-nucleotide messenger RNA. RefSeq lists its product as uncharacterized. The record is from RefSeq and is a predicted model, not a curated record. The transcript has 3 exons. Lineage: Eukaryota; Viridiplantae; Streptophyta; Magnoliopsida; Caryophyllales; Amaranthaceae. Bases 1 to 507 code for a protein of 168 amino acids.
AUGGUUGAGAAGUGCUAUAGGGUUGAUGUUGUAAAUGAAGAACUAGAUCGUUUGGGAAGGGUUAUGAUGAGUCCUCAAGAUCCAAUGGUUGAAGCUCUCACUUGUGAGGAAGAGUACUUCUCUCAAGAAGCAAAGGAGUUUUCUAUGGCCAUUGAAGAAGCCAAAGAGGAGGAAGCGAGUGAUUCCAAGCAUGAUGAGCUAGAACAUGAGGAGGAAAAAUUGGAGGAGAGGGAAUACCCUAUUAUUGUCAAUGCUUCCCUUAAUGGUCUUGAUUUGGAAAAAUUGAUUGUUGUUUUGAGAAAGUAUAGAAAUGUGAUAAGGUGUCAAGAGACGAGUUUGGUAUUGAACUGGGAGAAAUGCCACUUUAUGGUCGAGGAAGGCAUAGUCCUAGGCCAUAAAGUAUCAAAAAAGGGCAUAGAAGUUGAUUCGGCAAAGGUUUCGGUGAUUUCCAAGUUGCCCCCUCCUACUUCCGUUACGGGAGUAAGAGCCUUUCUGUUACGGGAGUAA